GCAUGCGCACUUGGUAUGUUGUCUUGUUCUCCCCGCUUGGCCCAAAGCCUCGGGCUAAAUUAGCAACGGAGCCGCUGUGUGCUGCGUCGUGAUGGAGGCCAUGGAGACGGAAAUAGAUUCGGAGCUGAUGUGGAAGUUUAGCUGCAUGGGGACGACCGAUAAAGACACCCUGAUAACCGAGUUCCAGAGACUGCUGGGGUCCAAGCUGAGUCCCGCUGAAUGCGCUUUUUUCCUGGACAUGACUAACUGGAACCUCCAGGCUGCGAUCGGAGCAUUUUAUGACUUUGAGAGCCCCAGCCAUUCGGCUCUGUCAAUGUCAUUUGUGAAAGACGUGACUAUUGGAGAAGGAGAGUCAAUUCCACCAGAUACUCCUUUUAUCAAGACGUGGAGGAUACAGAACACGGGUUCAGAGUCGUGGCCUCCAGGUGUGAGUCUGAGGUACACUGGUGGAGAUCAGUUUGGUCAUGUGAACUUUGUGAUGGUUCGUUCUCUGGAGCCUCAGGAGACUGAUGAUGUGAGUGUACAGAUGCACAGUCCUCGUGAUCCCGGGAUGUACCAGGGCCAGUGGAGGAUGUGCACCGCUACCGGACUCUUCUAUGGAGAUGUGAUCUGGGUGAUCCUGAGCGUGGAGGUCGGCGGUCUCCUGGGCGUGACCCAGCAGCUGUCUUCCUUCCAAACGGAGUUUAACACGCAGCCUCGCCGAAGCAUGCAGGGCGAAUACAACCCCUUCGCCUCGCCACACAACGCCACGCAGAGCGACAGCCUCCCGAAAGACUCGGCACAGACUCAACACGCUGCGCUGUCAAACGGCUCGGUAACCAUAGCAACAAGCGACCCGCAAAACGGUGUGUCGGCCACACAUGAUCAGCCGUACGGACCACACCCGUUUGGACAGUAGUAAAAACUGAUAUAUUUGUUCCUAAGGAACAAACACGUGGCCUUGACUUAUGUGGACUAACCAGAGGGUGGAGUUAAAUAUACCAGACUCCGCCCCUUCUGGGAUCAUCAGGAGUGUGUGAAUGUUAAUUUAAGAAGAAUGCUUGCUGAAUAUUUUAAUGAAGGACAUUUUAUGGAUUUUUUUUUUUCUGAUGAAUAAUGAAGGAUUUAAGAAACUUGAUGCGUGAUGAUCAGAUCAGAGACACAGCGAGGACUUGAGCGUGUGAUGGACCCGAGAGGCCAUUAGACAAACGCUUAUAGUGCACUGAAGAUCAUUUCAGCCAUCCGUCACUACAAAAGAUUUACAUUUUUGUGUAUAAAGAUAAGAGAAACAGGUCACUGAGGAACACAGCGUGAUUUAAAUGACGUUACAGAGGGGUGUAUUCAUUAAAAAAUAGCAGAAAAUCUGAAACUCUGACGGCUUAAACCGAGCUGGGGUGGCUUUCCCAAAAGCCUCUUAAUGCUAAGAAAGUCUUAACUAGGAGAGAGAGAGAGUGAGUGUUCAUUGUGCUGCUCGCUCUACCAUUUAACGAUGAUCUUUGUGCUGUGAUGCUUUUGGGAAACUCACCCCUGCUUGAUUAUCCGUCUUCCUUUUUUUUUUCUUUGUUUACAUGAACAGCAUUUGAUUUCUUGAAUACUUGUUAAACCUACUUCUAGUUUUAUUUGUGAUCUGCUGUUUGCUGAACGCUUGUGUUGAAUGUUUUACUGAAGCAGGAGAAUUUCAGGUCACAGGAAAUGAAAAGUUUUAUGAAGUGUUUUAAAUAUUUAACUCUUUCUGUGACACUGGGAUAAAUCAAAGCAUUACAUAAAGGAUUAAGCUUGUAAAAUUUUAUUGAAUUUUUAGAACACUUACCCUUCAGCGCUGUGGAAAAUCUUUGGCAUGUAAAGAAAUCAUGUGCCUUUAAAAGAAUUCACCGAAUCGUUUCUACAAAUGCAAAUUAACUAUAAAUAUCUCUAAUAAACCUACUGAUGAAAAAGUAAUGAAUAAAUCAGCGUGACGCUUUACUUUUAAAGCCGUAUCGGUUCUCUCAGGUUCUCCGUCCUACAGUUUUAUACACAUCAGCUGUGCAGUUUUCUUGCGUUUUGAAGAAAGUUGCUUUAUUUUAUUCUGAAUUACUGAAUUUCUUUUACCACAAACAAACAUUUUUCAGUGUAAUAUUUAAUUUUUGAAGCGUCUGGAACUCUGGGAUUUUCUGUUUAAUACGCACACAGCAAUGCCAAAGAGAUAAACAUCUAAAAGGGAAUUUAUAUAUUUUAAAUAAUAAUUAGGGUGAAAAUAGUUUUGCAUAAUACUUUUAUAUAUAAAUAGAGACACACAAGUUGUUUUUUUUUUCCCCUGGGUAAAACAAACCGGAAUAAAAGCUGUGGUAAUUAAGUUUAGACAAAGCUGAAAUGUCCGUUAUGUCUUGUUUUCUUUAUGAGGAACUUCCUGGUGUGGUUUGUGGUUUUGGAUAUUUGAGCUUUUGGUCUGAUGGAAAGUUGAGAUAUUUGCACAAAGGACAGAUGAUCUCAUCACCAUCACUGUGACAUUUCAGAAAUAAAAAGUAAAUAAAUGAAA
Messenger RNA from Neoarius graeffei (lesser salmon catfish), 2494 nucleotides. RefSeq names its product protein ILRUN-like. Gene Ontology annotation, biological process: macroautophagy. NCBI's taxonomy places the organism in Eukaryota, Metazoa, Chordata, Actinopteri, Siluriformes, Ariidae. The coding region runs from base 92 to 898 and encodes 268 amino acids. The transcript has 5 exons. Gene Ontology annotation, molecular function: ubiquitin binding. The record is from RefSeq and is a predicted model, not a curated record. Gene Ontology annotation, cellular component: phagophore assembly site.